UUGUCAGAUUUCGCCCUCUGCGACCUCUAUGAAACUCUUCAAGUUUCCAAAUCUGCCUCUACUUCCGAGAUAAAAAGUGCCUAUCGUCGACUUGCAAAAAGAUUGCAUCCGGAUGUCAACCCCAAGCCUGACGCAAAUCGAAAAUUUAUAGAACUGAACGAAGCCUAUGAGGAUUUGGAUUUCCAAAGCUAUCGACUGACGCAUCUCCCACUCACACGCUCUAUACCACUGAUGAUAUUUGGAUACUCCGAUUUUUGUCCUCCCUGUCAUCGUAUUCAACCACUGUGGUCUCAAUUGGCUGAUGAACUCACCCCGAUGGGUGUCUGUUUUGGUUCUGUUAAUUUGGAACACGAUGCCUCGUUACGUGACGAGUUACGUGUUUUUCAUGUUCCCACGGUGAUUAUUGUUGUUGAUGGAAAGGAAAGUCUUCUUCUUUUUCAUGAGGACGCUGAGCAUCCGGUAUUUAAAAUGUCACGUCGGAAGUUGUUACCCGCGGAGUUGGAUCAAGCUAUUCGGUCAUAUAGUCAACUGACUAUUCCUCGAAUUUAUAGUACUUCCCGUCUUCUCGAUCUUUGUCCAACGGAUGGUGGAGAACCGACCAAUCCUUACGCCUCGGAAUCUGAGCUGCGAAGAAGCAAUGAGGCAACUCACGGUCAUUCCAGUUCGCAUCAGUCUCAUCGACAUGUGUGUUUGAUCCUUCUGCUGCACUCGGAAUUGGCUAAUCUAGAGAACGAUAAGGGUCACGCGGAUGUGUGGAUGCAUAUGUUACGCGAAGUUGUUCCAUAUGCACGAGCUCAAUUGCAUCAUACAUACGGAGGAACUUUAGUCAAUCAGUUCCAACCGGCUCAUGUUUACGUGGAUCGCCAGGCUGCCUGGCUUCGACAAUUAUUUCGGCAUGCUCAUGAAGGAGUUGGAUCGUAUACGGAUGAUUCCCAGCGGAAAAAAAUGGACAUAACGCAUUUAGGUACGUCAAAAACUGCUAUUCACUGGUAUCCCGGGGGACAGAUGUUGAAUUUAAUUGCUCACUAG
Messenger RNA from Echinostoma caproni, 1029 nucleotides. Lineage: Eukaryota; Metazoa; Platyhelminthes; Trematoda; Plagiorchiida; Echinostomatidae. The record is from the annotation of a GenBank genome assembly.